UGGAGUGGACAAUACUGCAGCGAUGGGUGCUUAACUCCUGACCCAGGGUAGCAACACGCCUAUUUGAUAUGCUUUGGUUUCUUCUUUCGGCCACGGUUGCGACUUUUCGACGGGUCUAAACCAGUUCACCUUUCGUCAUGGAUGCUAUUCAUGCUGCCUUGGAAGGUAAGGCACCGUCAUGUUGCCGUGAAAGAUUUUAUCCGGUUGAAUCCACGCCUUCAGAAGAAACUGAGUUUUGACGAGAAGAGAAGUCUGACCAAGCUAAUCGAGCAGCUGUCCGGGGUGAGUGAGGUGUCAGCUGAGGCACGCCAGACCGCUCUGGAACUGCAGCGAGUACAGGCAACGCUGGACAAGGUAACUGAAGAAAAGGUAGAGCUCGAAAACUAUAUACGUCGAAAAGAAGCCAUACGGAAAUCGUCGGAGAGAGGUUCCGCUAUCGUUUCUGACAUUCGAAGUAGACGAGACAGCGUGGCCAGUGAGCAGAAGACAACGGAUGUGGCGCGCCUUGAACGAGAAAUUACCAGAAUAAAAGGUGAAACUUACGACAAGGAUGUUUGUAUCAAAGGACUUAAAAAAGAAAUUGAAAUUUAUACUUCCAUUCUCACAUUAGUUGAUAAUAUACCAGAGCGUGAAAGUUUACAGAAAUUUUCGGAAGAGCGGCGCAUGCUAUAUCGCGAGGACUACAUUUUGCGCCUACGCCAGGAGGUCCGAAGUAGGGAGAAGGACAUUUCAGAAAUAAAGAAAAAAGCAGUGGACUUGAAGAAAUUACGCGCUGUACUCAAUGACAAACAGGCUUGUAUCAGACUGUAAUAUAGAGUCCAUCUGUAAUACUGUGUCCGACAUAGGAAUGUAAAAGACACUGUAAAAAAAAAAAAAAAAAUUCGGAAAGAUAGCUCUCUACCAGUAGUUUAAAUAAAGUUUUCAGACAAUAUCCCCAAUU
Lingula anatina is the source of this 940-nucleotide messenger RNA. RefSeq lists its product as uncharacterized. Lineage: Eukaryota; Metazoa; Brachiopoda; Lingulata; Lingulida; Lingulidae. The record is from RefSeq and is a predicted model, not a curated record.